Molecule: messenger RNA, 1421 nt
Organism: Pristis pectinata (smalltooth sawfish)
Lineage: Eukaryota; Metazoa; Chordata; Chondrichthyes; Rhinopristiformes; Pristidae
Gene: trim47
Product: tripartite motif containing 47
Exons: 7
Coding region: 1-1362 (453 amino acids)
Molecular function (GO): zinc ion binding; protein binding
Source: RefSeq, a predicted model, not a curated record
AUGCGCAGUGCGCUGCUGUCGCCGGCAGCCCUCCGGCGGGAGCUCACCUGCUCCGUCUGCCUCCAGCUCUUCCGCCAGCCCGUCACCCUGGGCUGCGGCCACAACUUCUGCCGCGCCUGCAUCGUGCAGGUGUGGGAGAGCCGCGAGCGGCAGCGCCGGCUGGCGCAGGGCGAGGCUCCGGCUCCGGCCCGGGGGUCGGGCAGCAGCUACUCGUGUCCGCAGUGCAGGCAGAUAUUCUCGUCUAAGAACUUUACCAAGAACUUCUUGGCUGCGAACUUAGUCGAGAGGCUGCAGGAAUCGAAGUCUGCCUCCCGCUCUCCUGGUAACUCAGGGCCAAAGCAGUGCAAGAAGCAUCAAAAGCCCAUGACCAUGUACUGUGCCACUGACCAGAAGAUCCUCUGCGACAUAUGUCGGCUGUCAAAAGCGCAUAGGACCUGCGAUAUUCUACUAGUUCAUGAAUUAACUGAAGAGUUUCUGAAGAGAAGAAAAGAGCUAAAGGCAAAAAUUGAAGAAGAGUUUGCUAAACUGAUAGAGUUUUUAAUUGAAGAAAGGGAGAUAUUUUUGGUGCAGCUGGAGGAGGAGGAGCAGGCAGCACUGAAGGAGAUGGAGGCAGGGGAGGUGGACCUGGUGGCCACCAUUGUGGAGCUGGAGAAAUCCAUAGCCGACAUCCAGAACAAGCUCAGCCAGUCUGUCUCAUUGGAGGAAAUGCUGGACACAAUUUCUCAGCCGAUACCCCAGCUGGAGAAGCCCGCCAACGUGAAGCUGAACCCACGUUGGGAGCUGUUCACUGGACCCCUACAGUUCAUCGCCUGGAAACGGAUGCAGGAUGUUAUCAGUCCAGGGCCGGAGAACCUCUUCUUUGACCUCCUGACCGCCCACCCCAGCCUCCGCUUCAACAGUGACUACACCACGGUGGAGUCCUCCGGCUCGCGGGGCCAGCCGUCCGACGACCCUGAGCGUUUCAGCUCCUUCCAUGGGGUGCUGGCGACUGCCCACUUCAAGUCAGGGCGGCGCUACUGGGAGGUGGAGGUGGGCGACUCGCUGGCCUGGUACUUGGGCGUGACCUGUGUCCACAGCGCCCGCAAGGGCUACAUCAAGCUGGCCCCCUCCAAUGGCUACUGGAGCAUCUGCAGACUGCUGGACUAUUGGGUGAACGAGGAGCAGCGUCGGCCGCUGGAGGUCACCGCCAAGCUCUCCAGAGUGGGCAUCUACUUGGACUUUGAGGCUGGCCAGGUCUCCUUCUACGACGCCUGCUGCAUGGACCUCCUCUGCACCUUCAGGACCACCUUCCGCUGCCCUGUUGCCCCGUUCUUCAGCCCCAGCCGAGGGGUGUCAAGCAUCCUGAAGCUCUGCCACUUCUGAAGCUUGCUCCUCUUGCAUUCCCCCAACCCAGACUGCCGUCCACCAACAGUGCUGCUUUG